UCAGAUUUUGACAGUGACGUGUUUGUGGUUACAACAUUGCGUUUUGUUUGUUUUGCUUUUUUGCCUUUUGCAGUUGGAGAUUUCGAUUUACUACAGCAACUAUAAUCCGUCUCUGGCUUAUUAUUACACGCAUGCGUAUUGCGGUCACGCCAGACCAAACUAUACAUUUGACAUUUGCGCUGAUUAGCGUGCGAAUCGCGAGUUUCUGUAAUCCGUUGUAGAAAGUCGCGCAGUUUGUGUCGCCUGGUUCGCGAUUGUAGUGAUGGCAGGGGAGUCUCAAACGCUCGUUCUAAUUGAAAGCGAAACCGAAACUCGCUCUGUACACCACCGUCGGCUAUUUUCUCAAUAAACUCUCUUACCGAGGAAUGGAUUUUAUUCACUUGUGUACAGUGCGGUGACAUUUGUGUAUACAAACACCAGUCAUGUCUUCUCAUGUCAUUCCGCAGGUAAAUCCAGAUUUCUUAUAAUCGUGCGACUUUUAGACCCUAAGGCUGUCGACGUAAUUUAAAGCACCCCUCGUACUUUGCAUGUAGGAUAUUGACCUCUCAAUCAAAAUAUCCUGCACCUCAUUCAAAUCCACAUGUUUUGGAGAGUCCAUGAAUCAUUUGUAUUGGAAAGCUGUUCAGCUAGAUAACCGACUUCAGUAUGCAACGGUGGUUCUUUCUGGAGGACCCAGCUAAUGCCGGCAUCCGGGCUGGCAAAGCCGACGCCAGCCUCGCCUCCGUUUCGGUCUCCUCCCUGAACCUCCCACCCAGACAGUGGUUGUUCCGCACCAGAGUACCUGAACUGCAUAAAGACGAAGUGGUGUGUGUGACAGGGGAUCUUUUGGAGUUGGGCUCAUGGCAGCCAGAAAGGUGCGUGCCUCUAGAACGGGAAAACGAGGACUCUGACGUCUGGUCCAAGGUCAUCGAGAUACCUGAAGGAAAGAAGGCACUGUACAGGUAUUGCGUCUGCAUCAUCAUCGACCCGGGUCUCCAAGUAAUCGUGCGUAGUUGGGAAACCAACCUCGUUCCCAGGAUGAUCGAUGCUUCCGAUGUCAAAUCGCCCACGAUGGAAGAUGAGCCAUACGAGUACGGCCACUACGACAACCAAGAACGAGUGGACAGGGGCUGGUUGAAUAAGGAGACCGUCAUUCAACUGAAGCUGUGCAAUAAUCCGUUGGUGCUGUUCAGGCCCAAGUACCAGAAUCGGACGAUCAACAUCAAAGUGACACCUGUGAACCUGAACAGGCACAACAGCGCUUUCCCGAAAAGCAUGUCCGAGGCUCUGGACGAAUCUCUGAGCGCCGACACACAGGACGCAGUGGAAACACCAAAGCACGCCUUCACCGAAGUGGCCAGCCUGAGCAGUGAAGAUCCCACGUUCAAACCGCAAGCGCAGUUCGGACAUGAACUCACCAAAGAGGACAUGUUGAUAUUCCAGUCUACUGUGUUGUUCCCAGCCAAUAUAGCGUUCCUCAUCGAUCUCUAUAUUUACAGUUCAAGGUGCGGAGACGGGGAACCUCCGUACCACGCCGGUUUCAGCUAUCUCUUGCCCAGCGUAUUACAAAAUUCCGAGGGCAACGUCGUCUUGCCCGUAACAAGUACAAAACACAGGCCCUUAGGCCAGCUCCGCAUAGAUUACAUCGUAAUCGGCCCUCUUCCCAACUUCAAAUGCGACACGAGCAUCUCGUACGCGAGACACUGGAAGAAAACGCGACAAGGGCUGGACGUCGGCCAUCGCGGCUCUGGUUCCAGCUUCAAGAACAAGGUGCAGAAUUGCGCCGAGGUGCGAGAAAACACGAUUGCUAGUCUGAAAAACGCUAUAGAUCACGGCGCGGACUUUGUCGAGUUCGACGUGCAGCUGAGCAAGGACUUGGUGCCGAUCAUCUACCACGAUUUCCACGUGUGUAUUUCCAUGAAAAAGAAGAAGGAGCUGCAGGACACUGAUAUGCUGGAGAUUCCGUUAAAGGAGUUGACUUUGGACCAGCUGAGGCUGCUUAAGGUGUAUCAUCUUAGUGAAGCCAAAUCCAAAAACCAAAGAUUCUUCGAUGAAGAUAUGGAAGACCACCAACCUUUCCCAACGUUACAACAAGCUCUGGAAAGUCUGGAUACUCACACCGGGUUCAACAUCGAAAUCAAAUGGACGAUGCAACUUCAAGAUGGUAAGUUUGAUAACGAACUGUAUCAUCCGACAGACAUGAACUUGUACCUGGAUACAAUUUUGGACGUGGUGCUAAGGUAUGGAGGUGAAAGACGUAUCAUCUUCAGCUGUUUUAAUCCGGACAUUUGUGAGGUGAUUCGAGUAAAGCAAAACAAGUAUCCUGUGAUGUUCCUAACAGUCGGAGAGAGUGAGACUUAUCCCAGGUACAGAGAUCCCAGGUGCUGGUCCAUCUGGUCUGCGGCGCAGUAUGCCAAAAUGAUCGAAAUAUUGGGAAUCAAUGUCCAUACCGAGGACUUGCUAAGAGAUCCUUCUUUGGUGAAGCUGGGCUUAAACGCCGGGCUGAUAGUCUUCUGCUGGGGCGACGAGAACGCCGACCCAGCUACCAUCCGUUUCCUCAAACAGCUCGGCUUGCACGGUGUCAUUUACGACAAAAUCCACGAAUACUCCAGCAAGGAGGUAAAGGAGAGCAUCUUCAUGGUGGAGGCCCGCGGGUCUCAGAAAGAGCUCAUCCAAUUGGCCGCGGCCACAUCGGAAACGCCUCAGUCUCCCCCUGCGCAGCCGAUCAUCAAAGAACGGGGGCUAGAUUACGAGGCUGCCAAGGACCAACUGCCCGGCGUUAUGUCCACCGCCACUUCGUUGGAAAGUUUGGAAAGUCAGCUUUGCGACUAUCAAAAGAAGCAGCAGAAUGCGAUGCAGUAAAAACGAACGUUGAUGUUUUUUGUCUAUUUUUUUAACGGCACUACGUUUAGAGCUUGGAGGGUGUAGCAGAUGUACUGGGUCUAUUUUUUAAUACACACGCCUUCAUUCAGUAGGAGAUAAGUUGAUGUUAAAAUGCUGUCAAAUAUUUUACAACAAAAUUUCUAAAGUCAUAGAAUAUUUGGCAUUUGACACGUUGGACUAAAUAUGCACCUUCUGUCCAUAUAGUUCGUUUCCGACCCUAUGAAUCUAACCAAAUUCUGCGGAAUUAAGAAUUUUUGAAUCAAUAUUUUUGACGAAAAAAUCAGAUAUUUUUUUCUACCUGUCAAAUCCAUUCAGUGACUCAAUCCUUAUCGACUGAGACUAUCGAAGGUGAUUUAAUACAGGAAAUUUCUAGUUCUACAGAACUUGGGCUGAGUUAAGGAAGAUCGUGUGAGAUGCAGAAAGCGUUCUUUUCAUUAAGUUGCCUUUUUUCAAUGUUGAUAGUAUCGAAUUUUGACACUACAGUGUUUGACACCAUUUUUGAAUGAGCUGAUAUUUGCAUAUCUUCAGCUUCAAUGAAAAUAAUGGUAAAACGAACUGGAUUAAAAGCGUGCUGCUUGAUAACUCAUGUUAAAAUGAUAAAAUUAUAUGCUAGAGAAAUAUUUUGAAAUUGAUGUUUCCAGGCUUGCCUUCGUGUUACAUUUUACAGGAUGCUGAAAAACAGUUUAAAACUUGUUAGUAAUCGGACUGAUAGAAAUGAUAAACCUACAUCGUCUAUGCAUCAACAACAGUGCUCAAGAGAAUAAAUGAUUAAACAAAAAAACUGUAACCUGUAACAAAGUUCAAAUAGUAGCAAAACUCUACCUCCUGACUAUAUUCGUAACUAAAAUAGUAUAUUUUACUUGAAUUGGUCAAUAGAGGAUAGCUUAAGUGCCGGUCAAAAGUUUGAGACCACUAUAAAAAAAAAUAAGAAAACAAAUAAAAGUACUACAUAUUUAAAACUAUGAAAAACAGUUUUUAUUUCCAUGUUACACACAAGAUUUAAAAUGAAAAAAGUACAUGAAGUCUUGACGAAUACAAUGUUCUAAAGAAAACACACACAAAAGAGUUUAUUCACAUUUUUCAUCAAAAUAUCCUCUUUUGCAUUUUAUGACCUGUGUUACCAAUCGUGGCGUGCGAGAUCUCUUGCGAGAUAUUACUCCAGCUUCCUUCUAAUGCAUUCCACAUAGCCUGCUGUGAAGAAGGACAUUGUUCCCGAACGUUUCGGUCAAGCUCUUCCCACAAAAGCUCUAUAGGGUUAAGAUCAGGACUUUGGGGUGGCCAUGUCAUGUUUUCCAACACUUUCUCCGACUGUUUCCCGUCUAAAUAGCCUAUACAUAAUUUUGCACUGUGCUUUGGAUCAUUAUCCUGUAGGAAAGUAAAUCCUUUGCCGAUUAACUUGCGUCCGGAGGGAAUAGCAUUUUUCUCCAAAAUUACUUUAUGCUGCCGCUUUUUCAUAAUUUGGAUCAGCCUGAAAAACAACCCCAGGCCAUAACAGAUCCGCCUCCAUGCGUAACAGUCAGGACUACACACUAUGGGCGGAACGUCGAACCGAAAAUUUCAAAUUUAGAUUCGUCACUCCAAAGUACUUUUUCGAAAUCGUCUUCGGUGCAGUCUCGAUGGACUAGGGAUUAUUGCAACCUUUUUUUGUUAUUCUGCGGUUUGAGAAGAGGUUUUCGAACAUCAACGCGACCAAACAACUUGGCGUCUCGUCUUUGCACAUUAGACAAUGACAUAGAUUUUUUCGAGAUUUGUUGACGAAUUUCUGAGGCUAUUAGGCGUCUAUUUCGCUUGCUGGUUACCACAAUAAAUUUGUCUUCACUACGAGUCGUAGCUUUUGGUCUCCCGGAGUGCGGACGAUCUUGAUGACUGCCAGUUUGUUUGUACCAUAGUGUGAUGAACACAAGCCUUCGAUAACUUUUUCCAUUUUAGAGAAUAACUGCAAGAAUCACAAAAGCAGACUAACUGUGGAUAUUCGUAGAUAACCAUGAAAAAUCGGGCUAAAAUAAACAUUAACCCUUUCGCAAGUAGCAUGUUGAUGUAGGGAUACGAGACUGCGUAACAUUAGUGUCAAAAGAAUAAGCUUUUAGGCAAUCUUUAUAAACACACCUGCAUAUUACUUUUUAUCACCAAUAUUUUGAAAAUAUUUACUAAUAAAAGUUUUUUAUUAGUUGUCUCAAACUUUUGACCGGCAAUGUAGCUAAUAUGUACAAAAAUUGCUGUAUUUUUCAUUGUUGGAAUCAUGCGAGAAUUUUCAACGUUAGACUCUAUUUUGCUUCCGCUAAGCACCUUGUUAUCAAAAUUGUAUUUUACUUUGCAAGCAUGGAAGAAAAAUUUCUUUUUCUUUUUGUACUAAAUGGUAUAAAGUCAUACCCUGGACUCGCACGGUGGUAUCGUGGUAAGUGCCAAUGAGACGGCGUGAUGCAACUAUGAAGCGAUUGGAGACACUUUACAAAUUCGGUUAGUUAGGGCAUCAGCAGCUUGAAAGUGGCGUUGGCAGGAUUGAAUUCUCGAUCCUGAAAUUUGUUUGGCAGCUGGUGGAGAUGCGGGUACGAAUCCCGCUGGCGCCCAUUUUCCCUUUCAAGUUGUCUGCUGAAAUAAAUCCUAGUGCAUCUGUUACGUCUUCAAGCUCAUUGCCUCUAAAAUUUGCUACAAAAGUGCGCAAGACUCGUGAUUAUACUUCGAGUGCCGUUUUUUUUUAUUUCAGUGGUUUCUAAAAUUUCGGUUAGUACAGAUUGACCGAUUCGGUGGAUUAACGUACGGGUACGGGUUAUUAAAUCAAUUUCUACAGUUUACAUGUUUAUUUUAUAAUUUUUCAAAUAUACUACAAUGUUGUAUUAUAUGGAUAAUUUUAAAGCUAUUUGAGGACACAGCAGGUUGAUUCUUGAUUUGAUCUGAAUACACAAAUAAGGGUGGUCAAAAAUUAAAUUAUAUGGUCCAAGGAAAAACAUAACAUCCUGAGUAUACAAAAAGCUCGGGUUGUGAGAGCCAGCAGCUUUUUGUAAAACAAAUAUUAUUGGUAGACGGUAAGUGAAUGUUCGAGCGUUUUUUUAAGAUUUCAAAUUUCAUCACAGAUUCUUCUGAUUCAGUAAUUACAUUCUGAGCAACCUUUUUUUAAAACACUGUUAACUAAACGUGUUUUUUGGUCCAAUUGGAGAGUUGGCAACAUUUGAUGAAUUUUUGAUCAGAUUGAUACUCAACUUGUUCAUUCCUCCAUCACUCAAAUACCAGUGUAUAUUUUCCACACAUAUUGAAAAUUCACAAGGUAUGAAGAAUGCAGUUCAAGUGUACAAAAGGUCUGUCAAAAAUCGAAUUUGUGUGACUUUUUUGUACUGUAGUAUAGAUUUCCCAAUCACAAUCUGAUGAACAAAAGGUUGAACAUUUUAAUGACUGUGAUAUUGUCAUGUUAUUUCACUGGGGAUUCAAGAAAUCAGUUUCACACAAAUUCUAAUUUUGAGUAUCCAGAAUUGAUUUUCGGAUAUGUACCGGAAUUCUAAGGACCUAAAUCAGUGGUUCUACCUUUUUUUUCUCAUAUACCUCUUUAGAAGUUUUACUGGUUUCAUUCCUACCAUAUUCCAAAACCUCGUCAAGAAGUGCAUAAACUGUUAUCGAUACAAAUGUUCGUAGUGGUAAAAAGUAUAAGGAAUAAAAUUAAACGUUAAUAAUCUAAAACGUAACUUGCAAACCAACAACGCAAAAAUUGUAUAAUAAAGUGUUAAUGGGAGAGAUACACUUGAUGCUUCAACGGCAAUAUUUGGAUUAAGUUUUUUAAGGAAUAAGCGUAAAUCUUCCAGGCCUGAAAUAUACAAACUGCUCCUUUUUUCUGUUAUGUCCGUUCGUACCGCCUUGCUUAAAUUGAAGCUUAAUCUAAGGUGGACUUUAUCCCACAACUGUGCAC
Molecule: messenger RNA, 6757 nt
Organism: Acanthoscelides obtectus
Lineage: Eukaryota; Metazoa; Arthropoda; Insecta; Coleoptera; Chrysomelidae
Source: the annotation of a GenBank genome assembly